UGUGCCUGUAUGUGUGUGUGCCUUUCUGUCUGUGUGUGUGUGUGUGUGUGUGUGUGUGUGUGUGUGUGUGUGUGUGUGUGUGUGUGUGUGUGUGUGUGUGUGUGUGUGUGUGUGUGUGUGUGUAGGGGGGGGGAACCGACGUUUCCACGAUUCGUGUGAAACAGGGAUGGACUGUUUUCUGCUCGGGUUUGAGAUCGGGGGAACUGCUUUGCUGUGCUUUCUAUGGUGGUGGAGGGGUGGAGUUCAUGCGGUUUGGUGUGUUUGGUGGCUGGAAGGGGUUGGGGGAAGAAGGGGUUCGUCACACAGCCUUGUUCUGGUGGCGUGGCGUCUAGUAUGAGUGCGCUCGUUGGGAAGUGAUUCACACAACGGCCCGACAUAAUGAGACUUCAGUGAGGGGACAUUGUCGUAAACUUUUAAUCUCUCCUUCUCUCUCUUCAUCUCCCCCCCCCCCCCUCUCUCUCUCUCUCUCUCUCUCUCUCUCUCGCUCUCUCUCUCUCUCUCUCUCUCUCUCUCUCUCUCUCUCUCUCUCUCUCUCUCUCUCUCUCUCUUUCUCUCUCUCUUCAUCCCCCCCCCCCCCCUCUCUCUCUCUCUCUCUCUCUCUCUCUCUCUCUCUCUCUCUCUCUCUCUCUCUCUCGCUCUCUCUCUCUCUCUCUCUCCCCCCCCCCCCCCCCCCCUCUCUCUCUCUCUCUCUCUCUCUCUCUCUCUUCUCCCUCUCCUCCACCAGGCUCUCCGGUCCCCUACUCUCCCCAGGAAUGAAGGCGACAGGGACCCAGUCUCCGACGGCGCUGGACAAGCAGAGCAUCCACCCCCAGCACAAACCCUACUCCAGCUACCCCCACCCACCCUGUGCCAACGACGACUACCAGGGCAGCUUCCAGAGUUGCUUCCAUUUUGGAGACGCGUACAGGAUGGAGCAGGCGGUCGUCGGCGGCCACGUCCUGGCCGACUCUCACAACUACCCUUCCCAUCAGCCCAAUGGCUUUCACAUGUCCUCCAGCAACACCACCACGGGUUGCUCUGCAGGCUUCGGGCUGACCCAGGGCCUCCAGGGUUCCGCCGGGUGCCAGUUCUCCUCCAGCCCAGAGGAGAGCAUCUUCUUCCAAGUGGGCAGCUUCGACCGGAGCCUAAGCCACAUGUCCUCCUCGGUGUACACGGAGACAUGAGAGAGGGGCCGACCUGGCACUCCCGGCACGGAGUGCCGCACUCCCUCCAGGAUGCCUCUUAACACGCAAUACUUGUCUUAAUGCACUAGUCCCUGUCGUCUCUUCUUUGUUCCCUUCCAAACAUGAGUCAAUGGGUUGCUCCCAAAAGCCUUUUGCUUUGGCCUUUUUCGGUAUAGCGUACAAACGUUCUAGCCGGGUUUGAGACAAUAACAUCAAUGCCGUGACACUAAAUUGCCUCCAUGCAAACAAUCUCGAUCUGGUGCUUUCACUAGAUUAGAUCAAAUGUUUUUUUAUGAAAUGUUCCGAUAUUAUGUGAUGAGUAAUCCAGUUCAUGUUGAUUGUUCCUGUUUGCAAUGGACUGUUAUCUCAAUGAUGUUUAUAAGUAUUGGCGGUCCAAAGCUCUAUUGUCAUGUAGCAUUUUCCUCUUUUUGCUUUAUGUAUCGAGUUGCAACACAAUGAGAAAAAAUAGGGACGGAUUUAACGACAUCCACUCCCUCCCUUUCUCGCUCAAUAUCGUUCAAUCAUUUCAAGGCUGAUGUGUAGAAAGAAAUCUAUAUUUUUGCUGUGUUGUUUUAUCAGUGUAAAAUAAGUGGUUUGCCGUUAAAUUUGUUUUGUUUAGUUAUCUGGAUAUGUAAUGUAAUGUCUGGAGGAGAAUAUGGGUUAAUCAAUUAUAUGUUGCAUUAAACCUUAAACCCAAUCUAUUUUAUCAUGUGUACAAAAUGUACAGUUUGUUUAAAAUGUUUUGAAUGUUUGUCAUUUCCCAAUGAAUUAAUUAAUAAAUGUAUAAUUAUGCAAAAUGUCUCCCUUUAUUUAAAUCUGUGACACAUUGUAUGAAAGCAUAAUAAUAAAGCCAUAUCUCGAAA
Gadus macrocephalus (Pacific cod) is the source of this 2026-nucleotide messenger RNA. Its product is annotated as zinc finger protein GLIS1-like. Bases 753 to 1163 code for a protein of 136 amino acids. The record is from RefSeq and is a predicted model, not a curated record. Lineage: Eukaryota; Metazoa; Chordata; Actinopteri; Gadiformes; Gadidae. The transcript is spliced from 3 exons.